AUGCCUCGGAAGCAGCACGCUGACUGCAUCCUUCUCUUCACCUUCCUGGGUCUGUCUGGGCUGGCUGGCGCAGUUACCAGAACAUACCACAUUGGGAUAGUGGAGGAGUACUGGAACUAUGUGCCCCAAGGGAAGAACGUUAUUACUGGGAAAAGUUUUGAAGGAGACAAACUUGCAACCUUAUUUCUGGAAAGAGGGCCCAACAGGAUAGGCAGUCUUUACAAAAAGGCUAUUUACAAACACUACACAGAUGAGACCUAUUCCACGGAGAUCCCCAAACCUCCCUGGCUUGGAUUCCUGGGCCCCAUCAUGAGGGCUGAAGUGGGUGAUGUGAUUGUUGUCCACUUAAAGAACUUUGCUUCCCGACCUUACUCUUUGCAUCCACAUGGCGUUUUCUACAACAAAGAUUCAGAAGGAGCUCUGUACCCAGAUGGGACAUCUGGAAGGAACAAGGAUGAUGACAUGGUUCCUCCUGGGAAAAACUACACCUAUGUCUGGCCAGUGAGAGAAGAAUAUGCCCCCACUGAAGCAGACGCCAACUGCCUGACCUGGGUGUACCAUUCGCACAUUGACGCCCCUAAGGAUAUCUGCACUGGGCUAAUUGGCCCACUACUGGUGUGCAAGGAAGGUAUCCUGAAUACAUAUUCAGGGACAAGGGCUGAUGUGGACCGAGAGUUCAUUAUAAUGUUUACUUUGGUGGAUGAGAAUCAAAGCUGGUACCUUGAUGAAAAUAUCAGACAUUUCUGCACUGACCCUGACUCAGUGAACAAAGAAGAUGCCGUUUUCCAGAGGAGCAACAAAAUGCACUCCCUCAAUGGAUACGUCUUUGGAAACUUCCCUGAGCCUGAAAUGUGUGUGGGUGAAUCUGUGUCCUGGCACCUCUUUGGGAUGGGGAAUGAGAUAGACAUCCAUUCCAUCUAUUUUUAUGGUAACACCUUCAUCAGCCGAGGACGUCGGACUGAUGUCGUCAACUUGUUCCCAGCCACCCUCCUGACAAUAGACAUGAUAGCUGAGAAUCCUGGGAAGUGGAUGAUAACUUGCCAAGUUAAUGAUCACCUACAAGCUGGUAUGCUGGGACAAUACAAUGUUGGUAACUGCAAAGGUGAUAUUUCGCACCCCAAGAUGAAGGGUCAAGAGAGGCACUACUUUAUAGCAGCUGAAAAAAUUCUUUGGGAUUAUGGUCCUCAAGGCUAUAACAAGUUCAGUGGUCUUCCCCUAAAUGCCUCUGGCAGUGACUCAGAGCCCUAUUUCACACAAGGGGAUGCCAGGAUUGGAGGAAAAUAUUGGAAGGCUCAGUACAAGGAGUAUGUCGAUGCAACUUUUACUCAAAGAAAGAGACUCUCUGAGGCAGAAGCACAUCUUGGAAUCCUUGGCCCCGUCAUCAGGGCAGAGGUGGGUGACACCCUGUUAGUGACUUUUGCUAACAAAGCCGACCAUGUUUACAGCAUUUUGCCCCAUGGCGUGAUCUAUGACAAGGCCUCUGAUGCAGCCCCAAACAUAGAUGGAUUUGUGAAGCCGGGUGCACAUGUUAAGCCAGGUGAAACCUUCACGUACAGGUGGACAGUGCCUGAAAGUGUAAGCCCAACAGCUGAUGAUCCCCACUGUCUGACCUACCUUUACUUCUCAGCGGUCGAGGCGAUCCAGGACACCAGCGCUGGCCUUGUAGGGCCUUUGCUAAUCUGUAAAAAGGGCGUCCUCAAUGCUGAUGGGACACAGAAGGGAAUAGACAAGGAAUUUUACUUACUAUUCACAGUCUUUGAUGAGAAUCUGAGCUGGUAUAUUGAUGAAAACAUUCAGAAGUUUACCUGGCGUCCCUUCAGUGUUGACAAAGAAGACAAAGAGUUUGUGAAGUCUAACCGUAUGCAUGCUAUUAAUGGCUAUAUGUAUGGCAACCAGCCAGGCCUAACCAUGUGCAAAAAGGACAGAGUUUCUUGGCAUAUGAUUGGAAUGGGCACUGACACCGACAUGCACGGCGUUUAUUUUCAAGGGAACACCAUCCACUUUCAAGGGACUCACCAUGACACCCUGGCCCUAUUUCCCCACAUCUCCAAAACAGUGUUCAUGCAGCCAGACCAUGCAGGUAUUUUCAGGGUGUUUUGUUCCACUCUGCACCACUUCAACAGAGGCAUGAAUCAGAUAUAUGAGGUCAACAGCUGUGGCAACAAGGACCCUUCUGAGCAGCCUUAUGGGAUGAUAAGAACCUUUUACAUCGCUGCUGAAGAGGUAGAAUGGGAUUAUGCCCCUAACAAAAACUGGGAGUUCGAAAAGCAGCACGUGGACGCAGGAGGGGAAAGCUACCACAGACAUGGAGAUAUAUUCAUGAACCACACUGAAAACUGGAUUGGCUCUCAGUACAAGAAGGUGGUUUACAGAGAGUACACCAAUGGAGAAUUUGUGGAGCUCAAAGCCCGACCACCACGGGAAGAGCACUUAGCACUGCUGGGCCCGAUGAUUCAUGCUGAGGUGGGCGACUCCAUUCUGAUCGUAUUUAAGAACAAAGCCAACCGGCCCUUCUCCAUCUCAGCCCAGGGUGUGGAGAACAUGGAUAGUGGGAAGCAACUCCAAGUGCCCAUCACAAAGCCAGGAGAAAUAAAAACUUACAGAUGGAAUGUCCCUAAAAGGUCUGGUCCAGGGCCAUCUGACCCAAAUUGUAUUCCAUGGGUUUACUAUUCAACAGUAAAUUUUGUGAAGGAUACAUAUAGUGGUUUGAUGGGCCCUCUGAUUACAUGCAGAGAAGGAGUGUUGAAUGACAAGGGAAGAAGAAGUGAUGUUGAUUAUGAAUUUGUUCUCUUGUUUUUGAUAUUUAAUGAGAAUGAAUCUUGGUAUCUGGAUGAUAAUAUUAAGAAGUACCUCAAUAAAGACCCACGGGAUUUUAAGCGCACUGAUGAUUUUGAAGAGAGCAACAAAAUGCAUGCUAUUAACGGAAAGAUUUUUGGGAAUCUCCAUGGCCUCAUCAUGAAUGAAGAUACAAUGACAAACUGGUAUUUGUUAGGAAUUGGAAGUGAAGUGGACAUACAUACUGUCCAUUAUCAUGCUGAAAGCUUUCUUUUCAAAAUAGAUAAAUCUUACCGAGGAGACGUGUAUGAUCUCUUCCCUGGGACAUUCCAGACCAUCGAAUUAUUUGCAGAUCACCCAGGGACAUGGCUGUUACAUUGUCAUGUGACUGAUCACAUCCAUGCUGGCAUGGAGACAACCUAUACUAUCCUUCCGAACAUAGACAACAGGAUUCCUUACUCCACCAAGUCUCCUGGGGGAGCAUCCCACCCAGUCACAGUGCCUUCCACCGGAGAACCCGGCAAGGAGCAGCUCUACUUCUUCGGCAAGAAUCUAGGACCUAGAGGAGCCAAACAAGCCUUGGUCAUCCUUUUCAUCAUCGGCCUCUUCCUCCUGAUCUCCACGGUGAUUCUCUCCCUUAGGCUGCGCUCUGGGAGGAAGCAGGUGGCAUAUCAGCAAGUCCAGUCCUGUGCGCUCCCCACGGAUGCUCUGUGAACCCGCUGGCUUUCCUUAGCAGGGAAGCCAAACAAGGCAUCAUUCGCCGAGGGAGGUUGACACUGUAUCCUAGAUCAGGGUCUGAUACUCAGGAAUACAAUCAAAGCAAUUUGCUUUUAUUUAUUUGUUUUUUAAUGGGCUGUGAAUAAUCCUCAGGUAUAAAAUACAGAAAGAGGAGAAGGUGUGACCGAAAGGACAAACUCAGUCUGUUCUCUGAGUGAAUUUGCUGAAGUGGGGAGACCCUCUCAAAGAUAUCUUUAUUUUCCAUCGUUCACGAUUCUUAGAUUAGAGAGCGCUUUCUUAGCUAACCAUCAAAGCUUCUGUAAGAUGGACUACUUUGGGAAAGAAUUAUACUGCCUCAGACAUCUUAACUGGAAUGGCACCAAUUUUUCAGCACUGUUAUGUAAGACACUUCUCUUAGUUGGUCCAGGAAAAAUAACUUUGUGAGUUCAUGGAAAUGUCUGAGUCAGUAUCUGCUGAUAGAAUUUGACCAGAUGAAUUUUUUGGAGGCUUUAGCCAGCUCUCCUGGCCUUUUCCACUUUACUAUAAAUAGCCUGUGCACUGUCUGCUACAAAACGCAAAGUUAUGAGCAUUUUAAAAAAAUUGCUGUUUUUAUGCAAACCUGUAGACAUACUUGCAUGUUUAUAACUCACUUCAUGUUAGAUGUUUUUGUCAUGUUUCCAUGGCGACAUUUAUAGUUUUCAAAAACUAACUAGAGAGUUUAUUUUCUGCUUCAGAAUGUGGAGGGUUGGAAUUUGUAAAAUAGCAGGCUGGGUUCUCGCAUUGUGAGUCAGACAGAUCCCAAAGAGUGUAAUGGGAGCUCCCAAGAGAGAGGGAAACUUUUCAGGAAGCAAGUCUGGGCUUGAGUCUCGAGUCUCAUUUUCAUUCACCCAGGGAGAUCUUCCCAGGUCUCCAUCUUCUAGGAAAUAAAAACAGUUUCAUCAUGUGAGAAGCAACAGGAAGGAUUUGUCGAUGCAGCUGACUGCUUGGGAAGAGAAGGGAUCUCACAAAAUCCUUGAUCCCAUGCCUCUUAAAGACCAUAGACCUUAACGGGGGAGAAAAUAAAAAAGAAAGAAAGAAAUGGAAAGUCUAGAAAAAGAGAAGCCCACUGACAAGUUUUUAAACCAUUAAAUUGGCUUUGGAAAUAUCUACCACAGUUUUCAAGGCUCAUAUGCAAAAACAGAAUAUUGAACAACUAAAUUCAACCCAUUACAAGGCAAUCCGUACUCUCUGUAUGUGUGCCUAAAGGUUAGGCAUAAGAUUGAUAAAAGCAACAUUGUUAACACUAGGGGGAGAAAUUGCCCUUAGCUCCAGGCAAGAUGCCCUGUGAUGCCCAUGUCUAUGCCAGAUGAGUGAUAUCAGUUCAUCUGUCUUAGGAAUGGAUCAUUUGGAUGCCCAGGCGAACAAGGAACACCUAAUAUAUACUCUGGUGGAGGGACCUUUCAUACUUUUUCAUCUUCAUCUUUGGUGAGGGGAAAUGGAUAAUUUGAUAGAAGCUAUAGUCUUACAUAAAACAGGAUGUAAAUGCUAAUAGUUCUGUUCAUAGUUUGCUUGACUGUGAUUAUGAAACAGGAUACCAAAGGAUUUGAAUUCCAGCCUGCUAACCAAUGAUGUGAUUUUGUAGUAUGUUUUCUACAGUUUUCAUGGGUAGGCUGUAUCAUUUCAUUAUAAUUAUGAUAAAUGCCUUAUUUAUAAUUCACCUAGAUAACAAAUUACUUAGUUGUAAGUUUUUUCCUUUUCUCUUAGUUUAUUUUUUUAAUGAAAAUGAAACCACAAAAUAGUUGAUUAUAUCAUUUCUCUAAUAAAGUUUCACAUAUUAUGA
Messenger RNA from Manis javanica (Malayan pangolin), 5311 nucleotides. It is a transcript of the gene HEPHL1, whose product is annotated as hephaestin like 1. The record is from RefSeq and is a predicted model, not a curated record. Lineage: Eukaryota; Metazoa; Chordata; Mammalia; Pholidota; Manidae. Gene Ontology annotation, cellular component: plasma membrane. Gene Ontology annotation, biological process: iron ion transport. Gene Ontology annotation, molecular function: ferroxidase activity; copper ion binding.